Messenger RNA from Notodromas monacha, 2638 nucleotides. NCBI's taxonomy places the organism in Eukaryota, Metazoa, Arthropoda, Ostracoda, Podocopida, Cyprididae. The record is from the annotation of a GenBank genome assembly.
AUUUUCUUAUUUUAUAAGGGAACUUGUAACUUCUUGAUUUGACGUGACCGCAGUCGAUUUGACGAAACGAGUCGAGAAAAAUCGUAAGAUGGCCGAACAAGGAAUCGCCGUUCCGAAAACCGAGCCGACGACGCCGUUGUUGAGCAAACCGAUGGGACAGCCCGGAGGAAGUCAGGGACCGAAGCCGCCAAUGGGCGGACGCGGUGGCGGCGGCGGUGGAUUUUUCAAUCGCGGAGGUCGUGGAGGCGGCGAACGUGGUGGUGGUGGUGGACGCGGUGGAAUGGGCGAUCGAGGACGCGGAGCGCCACGUGGACGCGGUGGUAUGCGUGGCGGACGCGGUGGAAUGGGUGGUGGGCCGACUCCGAUGGAAAUGGGCGGUGGCGGAGGUGGCAACUUCGGGCCAGGCAUGGGACGAGGCAAGAACAGGACGCCUGAAGAAAGGGUGAUGGAGAAAUUGUCGAUGGCGUUCAACGGGCCUACGACCGAUAUCCAGGCGAAAGACGUGAUGGAGACGAGGAAAUUCACUGGACACUGCAGGUUGUACGUCGGCAACAUUCCCAAUGAUUUGACUGAAGAGGAGUUCAUUGGACUUUUCUCACCGUUCGGAGAAACCAGCGAACCUUUCAUCAACCGCGAGAAAUUGUUUGCCUUCAUUAAGAUGGACUAUCGCUCAAAUGCCGAAAGAGCAAAGAAUCAGUUGGACCAAACAUUGUUGCGUGGGAAGAAUUUGAAGGUUCGUUAUGCUCAGCAUGGAGCUGUCGUGAAAGUGAAGAACUUGUCUUCGUGGGUGUCAAACGAGCUGUUGGAGCGCGCUAUGUCAAUAUUUGGAGAAGUUGAGAAAGCGAUUGUAGCUGUUGAUUCUAGAGGGAAGGCUUUGGGAGAAGGAACUGUCGAAUUCGUUCAAAAGCCAGCAGCCGCCACGUGUGUCAAAAUGUUGUCGGAAGGAUGCUUCUUCCUCACUGCGUCGCCAAAGCCAGUGAUCGCAGAAUUGAUAACUGAGCAAGACGACGAAGACGGUUUAAUGGAGAAGAACAUUCAGCGCAGAAACAUGGAAUACUGCCAGGAGCGCGAAAUGCCGCCCCGGUUCGCAGAGCCGGAGUCGUUUGAAUUCGAAUACGGCCAGCGUUGGAAGGAGUUGCACGAGCUCGAAAAGCAGAAGAUUGAUGCUGUCAAAGCCGAGAUCAGGUUUGAGCGAGAAAAGCUUGAGUCCCAGAUGGACUUCGCCAAACAGGAUGCUGAGAUCAGUCUCCUUCGCAAACAGCUGAGACAGCGGGAAUUGGAGAAAGAAGCGAGGAUGCGGAAGCAAGAAAUGCAAAUGCAGCAAAUGGAGGGGAUGAGGCGCAACGAAGAGGCGCAGUACAGGAAGCGAGAGGAGCAAAUGACUCAGGUAAUUUCCAGAGGCGAGGAGAACCUGAGACAACGUGCGCAGGAUAACUGCUUGUUUCUCCAGCAACAGGAAGCUGGUUACAUUGGCGGAGAAGGUGGCGACCGUUUCGAUAAGGGUCCAGUUGGAGGGGACUUCGGCAAGCCCGAGAUGGAACCCGGCUUUGGGCCCGGUGGAUAUAACCCGUGGGAACAAGGGCCAGGUCCUAGGAUGGGUCUCAUGGAUCAAGGCGGUUACGGAGGCAAAUUCGGGCCGGAUGCCGGCAAUGGGCAGCCAGGGAUGGCCGGCGGGGCGCCGCCGCCGCCGAGGCAAUGGGGCCGUGGUCCGGGCGACCGCGGCGACCCCGACAACUUCCAGUCUAAGCGUCGUCGCUUUUAAUUUCCUCGCAAAAACGCGAAAAAGAUUGCUUGGGAAAGCCGAGAAAGAGCGAACAUUUAGCUAUCGGCCUUCCACGGAUUUUAGGCGAAGAAAAAGAGGAAACUCCUCUCGACUGAAUUCGAACCCAGACACACCUCUCAAGUGUGGCUAUUUCGAAAAUAUUUUGAUUUGCUUUGUUCUUAGACUCGCCGACUGAAAAUGUUUUUUGUUUGUUUUGUUUUUGCAGUCGCCGCAAUUUUUUCCCCGUACUGUUGUUCGAUUAUACUCUUUUUAUGUGUGUGUAUCGAGGGAAAGUAUGCAAAUGGCCGACCCUAGAACAAAAGUUAACGACGAAAUGAAUUUUCGGAUCAGAUUUUUUGCCGACGAUUUUCACUUGUCUUUCCCGGACGGAUGGAAAUUUUACAAAUUAAACCGAGUUCAGAUAAAAUUCUGAGGAAGGCGAAAAAUACUGUGUAAAAAGAAUUCCCCGGAGAAUUGAAGAAAUGGAAGGGGUUUCUGAUCUUCGGAAGAACUCGAGAAGGGAUCCUUCACCUCUUUGUAAAAUCUUGAUGUUUUCCUCUGUUUCCUCAAACUCAGGUGUAAAUAGCGCAUUUUACAAUAAUUGCGCUAAGGCGUCGAUUAUUUUUACGUAUUGUAGGAAAAAAAGCUUUCGUUGUUGGUUCAUUGUUUCGUCAUAUUUCUUCCAGGGUGGGAAUUUUUUGGAUGAUUUUCAUCUUUCGGAGUAGGUUGCGAUUUUCAAAGCCAUUUUCCCCCCAAGGCCUGUUCUGAUUUCAUUAUUUGUGUUAUAAGCAUGUUUUUUGACGUGGCCAAUUUCUUGUUGGCGUCAAUAAUCUCGGAACACGACCAAUAAAAGCGUGGCACGUUUCGUGGAGAAAA